AUGUCUUCGGUAGGUGUUGGAGACAGUGUGCGCUGCUACCACUGCGGCGGCGGUCUCCGGAACUGGGAGCCGGGAGACGACCCCAUGAAAGAGCACGCCAAAUGGUACCCGUCCUGUCAACAUGUCAUCAUUACCAAGGGCAAAACCUACAUCCACAGCGUAGAGGCCUGCGAAAAUCCCGAACAAAAGUCGGCAAGGAGACGACAUGCAAGUAUUACCUGUCUCUGUAAAAAAGAAGAUAAACCAUCAUCGCUAGACGAUUCGGGAUCGGAACAACAACAACAACAACAAGCGACGCAAGCAGCUGCUAAGUUCGGAUAUUCAGAGGAGAACAUUAAAAUUGCAGCGUAUAAAUUUCGGGAACGAUAUGGAGCCUCCUCAAAGUUUAAAGAAUCUGAUUUGGUGUCAAUUUUGAUGGAAAAGGAAGACGACCCUGACCUUGCUUUGAAUGCCAAUGUUUUUGAGUCGUGCGCACCAAAUACUCCUUCUGACGAUACAGAAGUCGAAGUUGACGAUCUUCAAAGUCUUAUGCUUGAGAACGAAAGACUUAAAGAUUUACUCAACUGUAAAAUCUGCCUGGACAGGAGGGCGAACAUAGUAUACCUACCCUGCGGUCACAUUUUCAGCUGCCCACAGUGUUCCCGCGCUCUCGACCGCUGUCCAAUCUGCCGCAGUGCAAUAAAUGGCCUCGUCAAGGCGAAAUUUUCAAACACUAAACAUGAGGUUGCUUUUGACUAUGAUGAUGCUCUAUAA
Molecule: messenger RNA, 753 nt
Organism: Mya arenaria
Lineage: Eukaryota; Metazoa; Mollusca; Bivalvia; Myida; Myidae
Product: baculoviral IAP repeat-containing protein 7-A-like
Exons: 4
Coding region: 1-753 (250 amino acids)
Biological process (GO): negative regulation of apoptotic process; regulation of cell cycle
Cellular component (GO): spindle microtubule; cytoplasm; nucleus
Molecular function (GO): cysteine-type endopeptidase inhibitor activity involved in apoptotic process
Source: RefSeq, a predicted model, not a curated record